GCGGCGCUCCCUUCCUUUCAAUGCGGUGACGACACUUCGUUCUCGCACCUUGCAAGACUGCAUUGCCCUCACCCGCUGUCUGCAAAUGUCCAGCGUACUCGGCUGCCUCACGUUUCAGUGCCGCAUCGAGUGUAUUAUUCCGCAAGUGCCCUUAGCGACGAAGAUCAAGUAAUGACAGCGCUGCUAUGAAAACUGGUCGCGGUGUGAUGCGCGAUGACGACCCUCUUUGUUGCUGCGAGUACAUCUCCAAAGUAGGCGAGCGAUCGCACAUUCUGGCAUGUCUCUGCGACUGCGAGGCCUUGGAUAUCGCAUUUGACAGGCUCCUUACGUGCCGUCGGGUGCCCGCACCUCACUGGUCGCUCGUCAAAGACACGGUGAUGGACCGGAUUCGGGUGCCUUGGCUCGGCGGGGCCAAGCGCCUGGAGACUGAUGUCAUCUCGCCAAUCGUCAUCCUACCGUCAGUACUUUUACUGGCCUGCCAUAGCUGGACAAUGCUCAUGAUCACCUUUUCGGCGCUGCCGUUUGCUCUGUUCUUCAUACACCGGCGCUGUUCCAGAACCAGAACGAGAACAAGGUUCUUCCUGUCGUGGACUGUGUCGUCCCUCGUGGUGCUGCUUGGAGUGUUCCAGCUCGAAGUGGUGCCCUACCUGGAAAUUCUCUUCUCCGAAAACACUGUACUCAUGCUGGCAGUCGCCUUGACCUGCCUGUGUGCUUACAAAGUGCACAACUGCCCACCUGACAUCCUGGCUCCGAGUGUCAAUAUGGAACCGGUGGGCAAGACGGUCGAAGCGACAGCGUGCAGUGUCAGUGUGCCCUACCCGGAGACCGAGGAUUCCAAGUGCUCUGUGUGCCAAGUGGUGCAGCCACCGCGCUGCAGCCAUUGCCAUCUUUGUGGCCGCUGCUUCCUGAAGAGGGAUCACCACUGCGUCUGGUUGGAUGCCUGCAUUGGUGAGAAGAACCAUCGAGCUUUCAUCCUUGGCCUGGUUUGUUUGCUGGUGUCUCUGGUGUACGGUGCAAACCUCACCCUGACCACUGUCUGCCGGCCGAAGAUGCUUUGGGACACCUUCCUUAUUCCAGACAACUGCUUCGAGGUGUACGAGGACAUUCACAUAUCACUGUGUUUCGUGUCCGCCGUGUACGCACUGCUGGUGGCCAUCCCCGUGGGGCUGAUGCUUCUUCAGCAGCUCUGGCUCGUCGCCAUCAAUACUACAAUCUACGAGAUGCGCCGGCACAAGAUUGGCAUCCACAGCCGUGGAGUGUGCAACAACUGCCGCUCAUUCUGGUGCCCCAGCUGGAGGUAGCUUGUGACGACUGUUCCUUGUGUCCUCCACACGAGGACUGUCCCUUGUGUUAUCCUUUUUUUUUUUUGUGAUCACAGCUGUCACUUCCAGAAAACUAUUUAUUUUCCAUUACGUUCCAUGGGACCGUUAGAAAAACGUGUAGUUACUCAUUCUUGUGGCUGUAUAUUGAUGUUGCGCACAGUUGGACUAGGCAGGGGAUCCGUUCUUCCGUUGCACGAAGGUCUAGCAUACAGUGCUUCGAGCACAUGCUCAACAUGGCUGAGUAAUGCCGGGGCACGUUUGCAACUGCGUUGAAGCAUACCCUGUGGGGUCUCAACUUCUGGCGAGUUUUAUUUGUGUGCUGCUACCUUCCACGUUCCCUGAAACCUGAUGAAGGCUCUGUGGCAUGUGCUCAUUUCUUGGGGCAUUAAGGGUUAAGAUAGACAUUUUACUUAAGGGCUAGUCAUAGCUCACUUGCAAUUAUGUGCUGUCCAGAUGGCACGUUUUGUAUUGUAGUGGUAUACAACUGCAUUACCUCCACUUGAGUACAGAUUCAUACAUGCCUCUGCAUGAAUGUUGCGUGUUUAAGGCAGUGUGGAAAUUUUCAGCUUAGGAAGUUUGUUGAGGCUAUGUGGGGACUAUAGGAAGGAGGAACAUUGUUUAUUAUUUUAAUACUAUAACCAGUAAUGAAUGGUAAGUUUGCAAGUAUUUUGACAUGUUUAACAUUAAUAAUACCAAGCUUUUAGAUGCGAAACAGCUCUCUUACUAGCCUGUGUAACGCAGUCCCUCCGUUUGCACCGCACUUCCCUGGCCGCAGGUGUUGGGCGGUUCCAAGUAGGUCACACCUUCCCUCGCAGUGCGCUCGCGUUGACGUCACUCUCUUCUUAGCCUGUUGCCACUUUCCGUGUGUCACCCCUCUCUCUUCACUCUCUCCACCGCUCGCAAUGUUCGAUCGCUUCACUCUCUACACCGCUCCCAACGCUCUAGCCCACUCCUCACGUGGACAUCAUCUCACCCGUGCCACUUCUCUCCAUCUCUCAGCGAGAAGAAGCCGUAAGCCAACGGGCGCGUGCACCUUGAGAAUUUCGCGGCGCUGACAAUGUGGACAGUGCGCCGUUGCUUGCCGCACGAUCGUGCCGACGGGCGGGAAGGCAUGGCGGCAAGCUUCCCUCUAGUGUGUGCUUACCUUUCCCGGCUGUCGCCGGCGUUGUGACGUUCGCAAAUGGCACGUGAAUAGGGAUGAGGCAAGAGCCAGGGAAGCUGAACGCAAGCGUCGGCAGUGGAAGACCAGUGACACCGAUGAGGUGCAAGUCAAGAACACCGAUCGUGUUCGAGAAUACAGACAGCACACUGAUAACACUGACGAGACGCGAGCCAAGGAAGCCGAGCACAAGAGUGUUUAACGUGUCCCGCCUCCUGUGUCAUUGUGUUUCAAACAAACGUUUACUCGAGUAAACACUACACAGAGCUUCGCUACAAACCAAUCUUCCAGCACCCGUGUCGAUGCCAGUUUCAACCGGGUCAACACCGUGCACACCGCUGAUGAUCAGGGUUCCCUUCAGGGAGAUGGUCCUUAGUUUUUUUUGCUACUUUUUAAACAGAAGCAAGUUCUUGGAUAUAGUAUGCUCUCUUUAAUAAGCUGCCAAAGGUAGUGUAAAGGCAUUCAAGCAGCCAGCAGCUAAGGAGACUCAAAAGAAUCUCCUGUUGCUUGAGUAUUUGAGACUUUUCCUCAGGAAUUACUGCUUCCUUCAACGAUCUCUUAUUGCUGUUUUGUUUCUCCACAUAGCCCAUGUGAAAUUUAAUGCAUCUUGCAUGGUCUUUCAGUAUGUGUUCUUAGAUAAAGUUGUGAAAACUGGCUGUGGUUGCCUAGCACGAUGAUGCUGCCUAUAAUGGGCGUGUACAUAACUAAGUCAAGGGCAUGUCCUUUUUUGCUUACUCCCAUUCCUCCUAGUGAUUUUCGUGUUUACCGAAAGCUGCUGUUGCAACUUUUCACGAGUAUUAUACACUGUGGAACGUUCCAUUUGUGUCAAGUACUUCAUUCUUGGUACUUGUCUUUCUGUGCUGCAGAACGCAGAGAAAUAAACACUUUACUUCAAAAGUA
Messenger RNA from Rhipicephalus microplus (southern cattle tick), 3381 nucleotides. It is a transcript of the gene GABPI, whose product is annotated as zinc finger DHHC-type palmitoyltransferase GABPI. The record is from RefSeq and is a predicted model, not a curated record. Gene Ontology annotation, molecular function: protein-cysteine S-palmitoyltransferase activity. Lineage: Eukaryota; Metazoa; Arthropoda; Arachnida; Ixodida; Ixodidae. Gene Ontology annotation, biological process: peptidyl-L-cysteine S-palmitoylation; protein targeting to membrane. Gene Ontology annotation, cellular component: Golgi apparatus; endoplasmic reticulum.